Aspergillus candidus is the source of this 1587-nucleotide messenger RNA. Its product is annotated as Zn(II)2Cys6 transcription factor. Gene Ontology annotation, biological process: positive regulation of transcription by RNA polymerase II. Gene Ontology annotation, molecular function: zinc ion binding; DNA-binding transcription factor activity, RNA polymerase II-specific; transcription cis-regulatory region binding. The transcript is spliced from 3 exons. The record is from RefSeq and is a predicted model, not a curated record. Bases 137 to 1540 code for a protein of 467 amino acids. NCBI's taxonomy places the organism in Eukaryota, Fungi, Ascomycota, Eurotiomycetes, Eurotiales, Aspergillaceae. Gene Ontology annotation, cellular component: nucleus.
CUGAGUCAUCCGAGCCCGACCCGCGACGGACUAGCGCGGAUUCCCAUCGCCCGGAAGUACCGCCGUUGACUUCUCCGCACAUCCACUCGCCCAGACGGGAGAAACCUCACCGAUAGCCCCCAAUUCCGCGGAGACGAUGCCGGCAAGGUGGAGGACAAAGUCAGGCUGUUUGACCUGUCGCAUGAGACGGAAGAAAUGUGACGAGGAGGGCUCGGUAUGUCGCGCCUGUCGUCGCAAUGGCCUCACGUGUAUUUGGCAAUCUGGGAUCGAACCGGGGAAGGACCGUAAGGGAAGUGAUGGUAAAGCACUGGUGAAAUCGCCGCCUCCGGAGACUGCGUCGUUGUCUCCUCGAUUCUCGGCCCUGGAAAACACCCCGCGAGAUGCCCUCUUCCAAUAUUUCGCCGGGUCCAUAUUGCCGCAAUUGAUGAUGCCAGGAUCACCCCCGAACGGGGCAAAUGAUCUGCUCAAAUUAGGGGUCCAGUUUCCGUGCGUGCGGGACUCCUUCCUGGCAUGUGCCGCGCUGUUUCGGUCGAGCAGUGAACAACCCCCGCCGCGUGACGCCCUCGGAUACUAUUCCGGCGCGUUGCGCGCGACCCGAAAUAUGAUCCAGCAAUCAGCGGUCCAUGGCACGGAAGACUGGUUCUAUAUACAAACGCUGUCAUUGUGUAUAUUCGAGCGCGCCCAGUCAGGCCCUACGUGUGGAGCCAUGUCGCAUGUGCUGGGUGCAUCACGUGUCAUGGCUUUGGAAGUCAGGAAUACCUCCGGGACGCAGCACGACCCAGCGCUCAUCACUCCACUCCAACGGAUGUGUGCUGCAGCCCUGCUGUAUCAUGCGGCCACCAUGGCUUUCCUGAGCCCCGACAUAGGAUGGCUCCCCGGAGACGCAACGUGGGAGCAGGUGCAGCAAUACUUCGAGCCAGAUUCUGACGCGUUAUUUGCCAUGCCCCCGUCGAUGUGCCGACAGAUUCUGGAAAUCUCGCGGUUGGCUCGUCGCACGCCAUUGUCCGAAAACGACCGCCUGGUAGCGUCGGACUUGCAAAAGCAGCUGGACGUAUGGCUUCAGCCACUUGUCCAUGUCGUUCCGGGCCAGAAUAUUACGGCAAACGAUAUCAGCGACAUCCGGAAGGCAGCCGUGCUCUAUGCAAUGGCAGCCGAUAUUUUGCUUCUGAAGGUGACGCAGCCGCGUAUCAAGGCCGCUGAUUCCCGUGUCCAGGGCCGCGUGAAGCAAAUCAUGAGCAUCUUGCAAUCGGACGUACACGGGAUAUUUUGGAAUCAGCACUACUUGUGGCCAUUCGCUAUUGUCAGUUGCGCCGUGCAGCGCGAAACAGAGAUGCUUUUCUUGUUGGGCCGACUCGAUAAAAUGUGGGAACGAUCUCAUUGGGGGGAUAUAAAACGCACCCGUGAAUUAUUACAGAAUAUGCUACACUCCCGACGAGAGAACGCGCAGUUUGCUUCGCUGCGAGACAAUCGCUCGGGGAAUGUCCCGGAGCCAUUUGAUUACUUGCUCCAGCCCGAGGGGUUGUCCAAAUUCGCCAGCUGACCCCGGAACGCUCAGUAUUGGUCAAUCAACAGCUCAGCCAUGCUGGA